AUGCCUAAUACCGGGCCGAGUCGCGGCUUGCGAUCUAUACCUCCUCGUGCCGCCAAAAUCAAGAAGCCAGCUCGACACACUCGCGCAGCCGCAGCGCUCCUCGCCUCUCCAGACACAGAUCAAAGCUUCUCAGAUGACGUUGAGCCAGUUCCGGUACAGCAGCCAACCGUCAAUAGAAAACGCCCUUCGAGGGCUGCGUCUCGGACUGCUCGGAAGCGCAUGCGAGGGACGGACAAAGCGUCCACAGCACAAGGAUCUCGACGGUCAAAGGCGAACUUCAAAGACUCGGUCAAGCUGAAACAGCCGACAUUCACUUACCCUGGCAAUGACCUACCUUACCAUGUUUGGCUGCGCAUAUUCGAGUAUGUGGCUGCACCUUUGCGGGAUCCGAAUGCAUCGUAUAAGGAAUGCGACGAGACCCGGCGCUCCCUCCUUUUAAUGGCCAGAUGUGAUCGAAUCUUUUUCGAGCCUGCCCUGGCAGCAAUUUACAAGUGCCCGCUCCUGCUAUAUCCGGAGGACUUUGCCGCUCUUGCGAAGCGGUUGCGUUUGAAACCCCAAGAAGCGUC
Molecule: messenger RNA, 566 nt
Organism: Microdochium trichocladiopsis
Lineage: Eukaryota; Fungi; Ascomycota; Sordariomycetes; Xylariales; Microdochiaceae
Exons: 1
Source: RefSeq, a predicted model, not a curated record